ACCAAAUAGCAUCAUGGCCUCUUGCACCAGAAGCACACACCCUGUGCCUCGGCACUACUCUUUCGGGCUUUGGCUUACGAGCUUUCUUUUGUUCACGGCGGCAACAACGCCGACGACGAAGGGGUGCGUAGAGGGCGAGAGGGACGCCCUCCUCGACUUCAAAACCGGUCUCCUCGGGGGUCCUUCCAGCCGCUUGUCAUCGUGGCGAGGUCGAGUAGACUGCUGCAGAUGGAGCGGGGUGGUCUGUGACAACAGAACCGGCCAUGUCGUGGAGCUUAACCUCAAUCCAGACUAUCUAAACAAUGAGACGUCUAUCGGAGGUGAGAUCAGACCAUCCUUGCUCCUGCUAACUCAUUUGGAGCGUCUCAACCUCAGCCACAAUGACUUCGGUGGGAUCCAAAUCCCGAAAUUUUUGGGUUCCCUUACCGAGUUGACGUAUCUCGACCUCUCCUGGUCCAACUUCAGCGGAGCCAUUCCGCCCCAGCUGGGCAACCUGUCCACCCUCCGCUCUCUCAACCUAAAUUCACUAUAUGACUUAACGAUCGAUGGCCUGCACUGGCUCUCGCGUCUCACUUCCUUGAGAUACCUCGACAUGAGCGGUGUGAAACUUUCCAUGGCCUCCCACAAUUGGCUUCAAGCGGUGAACAUGUUGUCCUCACUGGAGGAGCUACAUUUACAUGACUGUGGCCUCACCGACCUCCCCUCUUCUCUUUCCCAUGUCAACCUCACAGCACUGGCCACUCUGGACAUCAGUGACAACCUCUUCAACUCCACCAUCCCCAACUGGCUAUGGAAACUCCACAACCUCUCCUAUCUUGAUCUCAGUUCUUCUAUGUUUCAUGGUGCCAUGCCCGCUGGGAUUGGAAAUUUGGCCGAUCUAAGAGAACUUCAUCUGAGUGAUAAUUCACUUUCAGGUCCCAUACCCACUGAGAUUGGAAUUUGUAAUAGUCUAAAACUUAUCUAUCUAAGUUAUAAUUCACUCUUUGGACCCAUACCUGCUGAGAUUGGGAAUUUGACUAGUCUAAGAGAGCUUUAUCUUGAUCAUAAUUCACUCUUCGGAGUCAUACCUGCUGGGAUUGGGAAGUUGACUAGUCUAGGAGUGCUUUAUCUUAAUGAUAAUUCACUCUUUGGACCCAUACCUGUUGGGAUUGGGAAUUUGACCGGUCUAGGAGAGCUUUAUCUUAACGAUAAUUCACUUUCAGGUCCCGUACCCAUUGAGAUCGGCAAGCUUUCCAACCUCACUAUUCUUUCUCUCUCUAGUAAUUCCCUAGAGGGCACCAUGUCUGAACUCCAUUUCGCUAACUUAACCAAACUAAGUGAGCUCGAUCUAUUCGAAAACUCCCUAGUCAUCUCAAUAGACCACAAUUGGGUUCCUCCUUUUCAACUCCGAUCCAUUAAACUGAGUUCUUGUAAGUUGGGUCCUGCGUUUCCAAGAUGGCUCCGUUCACAAAACUCCAUUAGAUAUUUGGAUAUGUCGAACACAAGCAUCGAGGACGUCUUGCCUGAUUGGUUUUGGAAUAACUCUGCUUCUUUUAUAAAUCUCUCCCAAAAUCAAAUUAACGGCACUUUGCCAACUUCCUUGGUUUUGCUAUCUUACUUGCGUUAUUUGAAUCUGGCUUGUAAUUCUUUAUCAGGAUCAUUGCCAUCGAUCUUUCCCACACUAGAAUUUAGAAUCUUGGAUCUCUCACGUAACCAUAUUAACGGGAGCAUACCGUCCUUUAUCUGCAACUGUCAUCGACUUGAUAUUCUCGAUCUAUCGAGCAACCAAAUAUCAGGUGAAAUCCCUUCGUGUUGGCAGGAGACAAACUACUUUUCCUCCAUUAAUCUGGCAAAUAAUAAGCUUUCGGGAGAAAUUCCCAGCUCUAUUGAAAAUUUGAUUUGGCUCGAGUCUUUCCACUUAAACAAUAAUAAACUACAUGGGCUUCUUCCAUCAUCAUUGAAAAAUUGCAGUGCACUAGUUUUUCUUGAUCUUGGCAAUAAUAAAUUCUCGGGUAGCAUACCUACAUGGAUUGCACAAAAUUUUCUAGACCUAGAGGUACUCCGACUACGCUCAAAUAUGUUUUCCGGUAACAUUCCUGCAGAGCUUGGGCAACUUGCUUAUCUACAUGUUAUCGACCUUGCUAAUAAUAAAUUAUCAGGGCCAAUUCCACACUCCUUUGGCAAUUUAAAUGCUGCAAUGACUCAUUGGAAACAGCAUUUGACUCGUCGAGACAAACAAGUAUUUUAUAGUCCCUUUGUAAAGGACCGCCCUGCUUUGUGGCCUUUUGACAACUAUGAAGAUAGCAUCGCUCUAACUAUAAAGGGAAGAUAUUAUAAUUUUUCAAUCAUUCUUUACCUUGUCAACAUUAUAGAUCUUUCAAAUAAUAAUUUGACAGGAGAAAUCCCAAUUGAAAUUGGGUCUCUUUCAAUGCUCCAAACUUUAAAUCUAUCGAGAAACAAUUUUGUCGGCCAAAUUCCGGCGGCAAUUGGUGCCAUGAAAUCAUUGGAAACUCUGGAUCUGUCAUUCAAUAAGUUAUCCGGAGGCAUUCCUCAAAGCUUUUCUGCGCUGAAUUCUCUGAACCACUUGAAUCUGUCUUACAACAAUCUAUCGGGAGCGAUUCCAUCGGGGAAUCAACUUCGGACGCUGGAGGAUGCAUCCAUUUAUAUCGGAAAUGUCCAUCUCUGUGGACCUCCGGUGACCAAGAGUUGCUCCGACGAUCCCAACGUCGAUUCGACGGAGGAGGAGUACGAACAAGGAUCUCGUGUGCUGUCAUUUUACUUUAGUACCGGGCUCGGAUAUUUGGUCGGCUUAUGGAGCGUGUUCGUGAUCAUGCUGUUCAAGAAAGAUUGGAGGCUCUUCUAUUUUGCAACGGUGGACAAGAUGUACGACAGAGCUUAUGUGGCAAUCAAGAUAAGAAUGCGAAAUUGCCAUGACGCAGCUGAUCGAAUGUGAUGCAAGUUUCUUUCGUGUUAUAAGUGUGAUCCAUUUCAUCUGUCAAAAAGGAUCUCGUUUUGAAGAUUAUGAAAUGUUAAUCUCAAACUCUGUUUCUGUUCCGAUGUAGGAGGCAUCGAGAACAACUCGUCUGGUUUGGGAAUCCUUCUUCUUCCAUCAUUGACCGCACAGAUCUCUCUCGCAUAAACAGGCACCAUCGGACGACAAAACUGCACUGAUUUAACAUUGUUAUCAGUUAUCGCUACGAGAGGUUCCUUAGCCAAGUGAUAUAAAGAUCACCAUUCUGCACA
Musa acuminata subsp. malaccensis (wild Malaysian banana) is the source of this 3222-nucleotide messenger RNA. NCBI's taxonomy places the organism in Eukaryota, Viridiplantae, Streptophyta, Magnoliopsida, Zingiberales, Musaceae. The record is from RefSeq and is a predicted model, not a curated record.